Messenger RNA from Mustela erminea (ermine), 3111 nucleotides. RefSeq names its product kinesin-like protein KIF19. NCBI's taxonomy places the organism in Eukaryota, Metazoa, Chordata, Mammalia, Carnivora, Mustelidae. Gene Ontology annotation, biological process: microtubule-based movement. The transcript is spliced from 21 exons. The record is from RefSeq and is a predicted model, not a curated record. Gene Ontology annotation, molecular function: microtubule binding; ATP binding; microtubule motor activity. Bases 4 to 3111 code for a protein of 1035 amino acids.
GCCAUGCCUGCCGGCCCCACUGCUGGCCCUGCGGCUGGCCCUUCCCCGGCCAGGGGCAGCCCGGCCAUGAGAGAGGUGGAGCCCAAGGACCAGCCCCUCACGGUAGCGCUUCGGAUCCGUCCGCUCAGUGACACAGAACUGGAGGAAGGGGCCGCUGUCAUUGCCCACAAGGUGGGGGACCAGACGGUGGUGCUCAUGGGCCCCAGCGAAGAUCCCGAGGACACGCUGCGCACACACCGGUCGCGGGAGAAGACCUUCAUCUUCGACGCUGUUCUGGACCAGCAUGCGUCGCAGGAAGAUGUGUAUCGUGCCACCACCCAGCACCUCGUGGAAGGCGUCGUGUCUGGGUACAACGUGACGGUGUUUGCCUAUGGCCCCUCAGGCGCGGGGAAGACCUACACCAUGCUGGGCAUGGACACGGAGCCCGGCAUCUACCUGCGGACCCUCACCGACCUCUUCCGGGCCAUUGAGGAGGCCCGCGACCAUGCGGACUGCAGCGUGUCCAUGUCUUACCUGGAGAUUUAUAACGAAGUGAUCCGGGAUCUCCUGAACCCAUCCUCGGGAUUCUUGGACCUGAGGGAGGAUUCUCGGGGCAACAUCCAGAUCGCAGGCAUCAUGGAGGUCUCCACCUCGAACGCCCAGGAGAUCAUGCAGCUCCUCACCAAAGGCAACCGGCAGCGCACGCAGGAGCCCACGGCCGCCAACAAGACAUCCUCUCGCUCCCACGCAGUGCUACAGGUCACUGUGCGCCGGCGGAGCCGCGGGGCAGACUCACUGGAAGAAGUGCGCGUCGGGAGGCUCUUUAUGGUGGACCUGGCGGGCUCGGAGCGGGCGUCACAGACCCAGAACCGCGGCAAGAGGAUGAAGGAGGGCGCCCACAUCAACCGCUCCCUGCUGGCUCUGGGCAACUGCAUCAGUGCGCUCAGCGAGAAAGGCGGCAGCCGGGCGCAGUAUGUGAACUUCCGGGACAGCAAGCUCACAAGACUGCUGAAGGACGCCCUGGGGGGGAACAGCCGCACAGUGAUGAUCACGCACAUCAGCCCGGCCAGCACAUCCUUCGAGGAGUCUCGGACCACCCUGCUGUACGCCUACAGGGCCAAGAACAUCAAGACGCGGGUGAAGCGUAACCUGCUGAACGCGUCCUCGCGUAUCGCGCAGUACACGGACGUCAUCUCUGAUCUGCGCCGGGAGAUCGAGCGCCUCAAGUCCAAAACUGAGACUCAGGAGGAGGAGAGGAGAGGCGACCCUGGCACCCGGGAUGCGCAAGUCAUGAUCCCCGCCCACGAUGGAGAGGAGGAUAGCCGCCUGCAGAUGAACAGGAUCCGGGCGCAGCUCAUCGGGGCCUUCAAGGAGCAGCUGGAGAUGCGGCGCAGCCUGGUGGAGCUGGAGAACUCCAACAUCGAGCUGCACGUUGACGUGUCCCGCCACCUGCUGGCCAUUGCAGACUGGGAGCAGGAGAAAACCCACGAGCACGUGCACAGGGACAGGACACCAGAGAGGGACGAGGAACCAGCAGAGGCCGAUGCGGAUGGGGACGAGGGCGAAUCCUCGGAGCCGCACGAGGUGGCUCUGGCCAGAGAGGAGGUCAACAUGCUUUUGGCUGAGCAGCGGAAGACCGCGGCCCUCAAGGCUGGGCUGGAGCAGCGGCUGGCCAAUGCCAAGAGGAAGGUGUCACAGCUGGAGAGGCUGCUGCCCACGCAGGCCGUCAGCGAGGACCAGCGGGAAGUACUGCGGCUACUCUGCCGGGCGCACGAGCUGGAGGUGGAGAACACGGAGCUGUGGGCCGACAAGCUCUGCCGGGGGAGCCUGCUGCGUCAGAAGGACCUGGUGAUCCAGCGCCACCACCAGCACCGGCUGCUGUGCGAGCGGCUCAUCCAGGACCUGUGGCAGCUGGUGCAGGGUGGCGGCAUCAAGGUGCCAGAGGCCCUGGACCAGCGCUUCCACCUGUAUUCACGGGAGCUGGGCGCGGGCUCGCUGAACCACCUGCUGCUGCUGCACUCGGUCCUAUCCAGCUCCCUGCAGGAUGGCUCGGCCCUGAACAUAUCCACCCCGCCACCGGAGGAGGCCAGCCAAGACCAGCCGGACGACAGGAAGGACCUCCCGUGGGGUGCCCACUUGGAGCUGCCGCUGAUGCCGCUGGAGACGGACAGGUACCCGUACUCUCCCCUCUGCCGUCUGGGCAUCGCCGUGCUCUCGGCAGGCACAUGUGCAGAGGCCUCCGCGGUGCACACGGUGCUCAGACACCCCCUGUCAUCCAGCCAGCGUGGCUACAGGUCCUUGGAAGCCACACCAUCGAGAACGCUGGACAAGCAGGAUUCCCUUCUCCCUCCACCAUCCCUCCGUGUCCUGCCGACCCCUCCAGCUCACGAGCCAUCGAACUCCCUGAGUGUGAAGAAUUUGGUCUCCAAGCUGUGCUCCAUGACCAGCCCAGACCUGGGCACCUCGCGGGCAGCAGCGGAGGCCAGCAGCCCGGCCCUGAGCGCCCAGGCCCUCGAGGACAUGGCCGUGAGCACCAAAAGCAUCGCCCUCAUCGCGGCUGCCCGGCGCUUCAAGGCACAGGACCGUGGUUGGGGCAGCGGCCACUCCUCCCUCCACCUUCCGGAGGAAGUGGCCCUGGACUCCAGGGACCCGAAGGCCAGUGUCACCCCAGCCCCGAGCCCAGCAGACCGGAGGUGGCCCCUCGCCAGCCCGGGCAGGGACCACUCUGUGGAGAGGAAGGCCAGGAGGAAGCGGUCCCCAUCCCUCACCUGGAGUGUGCAGCCGGUGCCGGACCCCACCGCUGACAGCCAGCCGCCCCCAGCACUCCCACAGCUGACAAAGCCGUCUGGGAAGAGCUUCUUCCCCGCCGUCCCCACGGCCUCCAAGAUAAAGCCCAGCCUUAGCGUCCACACAGACGAGAAGAGGCCCCCAGUGCCCGAGGUCAGCUUCACCUUCCCCAGUGCCACGUGGCAGAGCAGCCCAGGCCCGAGCAAGGCCCCGCUCCGGCCCCGGGACAUCCGAGGUCCUGAACCCAGUGGGACCGGCGGCUUGGGCCAGGCCCGGGACAUCCGCACCAGGGACAUGGCGGUGGGGACUCUGGCUUUGCAGGAGUCGGCCUCCACCACGAACUAG